This is a messenger RNA of Meloidogyne enterolobii, 2184 nucleotides long. NCBI's taxonomy places the organism in Eukaryota, Metazoa, Nematoda, Chromadorea, Rhabditida, Meloidogynidae. The record is from the annotation of a GenBank genome assembly.
AAAGUUAAUGCCUUAAAUUGUUAUAUCUGUGCUGAAGAUGGUUUAGAUGAAGAAGGUGAAUGUAAAGAUUCUUUUCCUUUUAGCUGUAAUGGUUAUGCUAAAAGAUUUUCUAAAGAUCAAAAAAUGUUAUGUCGAACAACUAGACAUAAAGCACUUAAUGGUACAUUUACUGUAGUAAAGGAAUGUAUAAUAGAAAAUGCUCAUUAUGCCACAUUUGAGAGAAAACCACAAAAAACUGAGAUUGACUGUGAUAUUCAAUUAUUAGAAGGGUUUGAAGUUGCUUAUUGUAUAUGUAAUACUUCUCUUUGUAAUUAUCCUUCUAUUGGAGAACAAUUUGCUGAGUUUGAACAAAAAAAUCCAGAAUUGUUUGAUGAUGUCUCUGUUGAAACAACAGAAUUAAUGCCUGAUAUAAAUAAAAAUAAAGAGGAAAUAGAAGAAAAUGAAGAAGAAAAACAAUUAGAAAAUCAAACAACUUUUAAUCCAAAAAUUGAAGAAAUUGGAGAAAGAUCAAAAGAAUUAUUUCCUGUUAAUAAUCAAAAAAUUAGAGAAGAAGAGUUAGGAAAAGAAUUAUUGUCUUCAACAACUAUUGAAACUAUAAAGAGAGAAGAAGAUUUUAUAAAUAAUGAAUGGAAUAAUGAAGAAAAUGAAAAAGAAGAAAUAAUAAAACAAAAUAAUUUAUUAACAACCCCAAAAAUUUCAACAAAAUUAUUUACAAAAAAUUUAAUUAUAGAAAGGCCCAAACAACAAAGCCUUGAAGUUGAUAAUACACCUUUAAAUGGGGAUAUUUUGGCAUCUGGAGCUCAAUUGGGGUUAUUGCCAGAAUUACAAUGUAUGCAAUGUAAAGAAGAAACAAAUAAUACAAAAAUAAAUGCAGAAUGUCAUUCCCAAAUAGUUGUUAGUUGUCCAGAUUUAAGUAAACAAAUAAAUGGAAUUGGCAGACCUUUUUGUAUAACUAGACAUUUUUGGAUUGAACCGGGAGGUAAUUUAACAAUAGAAAAGAAUUGUUUGACAGAAAGAAAAAUACUUGAAGAAUACGGAAGUUAUAAAACUGUUGAUUUAUUGAAUGGGGCAAAUAGGGAUGAGGCAGCUUGUUUAGAUUUUAGGCCGUCUUUGUCCGGUCAACAACAAAGACUUUGUGUUUGUUCUUCUCCUCAAUGCAAUAAAGUAUCUCUUUCUGAGCAGAUGUCUUUUGGAAUUCGUAAAAUAGCUGAACUUGAUGAAAUAGAAAAUAAACAAAAAACAAAUAAAAUACAAACAAUUAAAACAACAGAAAAAAUAAAAGAAACAACAGAAAUACCUUUAGAGGAAGAAAUAAUCGAAGCUUUAAAUUGUGCUGUUUGUGUAGAUAAUGAAUUGAAUGAUGCAAAUGCUGAUUGUCGAACUGUUAGAACAAUUAAUUGUGCUAAACAAUUAACUAACAAUGAAAAACAAUAUUGUAUAACAAGACAAACACAAAACAGUAAAGGUUUUAAAUUAAUUGAAAAAAAAUUUUCUUUUCAAAAUUUUUCUAAAGAUUCUUUUAUUGUUGAGAAGGGUUGUAUGUCAAAAACUCAAUUCUCAUUACUUUUUCCUGAUGAAAUUUCCGAACAAAAUAUUGGAAAUGAAUUACUUUUAGGUUGUGCAUCUACACAUAAUGGUUUUGUUAAUUAUUGUAUUUGUGAUAGCCAAAUGUGUAAUAGAUAUGGAAUUGCUCAACAAGCAGAAACUAGUAGAAGAAUAACCUCCUCAACAAAUCUAUAUAAAACAUCCACUAAACAAUUAUUCCCCUCAACAUCCACACCUCCCCCUCCUACAACAACAACAACAACAUUAUUACCUACUACAACUGAACAAAUAAUUUCAACAAAAUCCUUCUUUGAUGAUUACACAACAAAAGAAAAUAAUAAUAAAAUAAUAAAAGAGGAAAAAGAAGAAAUUAAUAUAAAAAUAAUUCCAAAAGAAAAUAUUAAUGAAAUAUCAAAAAUAAACACAACAUCAACAGAAUUUCCUUUAAAAAUUUUAAAAACAACUACAACAAAUAAUUUAGAUGAACGAUUGGAAAAAUGGAAAAUAAAUACCCAAAAAAAUAAUAAAUUACAGUCUAGAAAUAUUUUUGAAGAAGAAAAUAAUGGAACAAUUAAAAGAAUUUUAAUGCCUUCAAUAUUAAUUAUUUCUUUUUUUAUUAUUGCUUUUAUGUGCCUUUAA